Messenger RNA from Brassica napus (rape), 1982 nucleotides. RefSeq names its product glutamate--glyoxylate aminotransferase 1. The record is from RefSeq and is a predicted model, not a curated record. Gene Ontology annotation, molecular function: L-alanine:2-oxoglutarate transaminase activity; pyridoxal phosphate binding; glycine:2-oxoglutarate transaminase activity. Lineage: Eukaryota; Viridiplantae; Streptophyta; Magnoliopsida; Brassicales; Brassicaceae. The coding region runs from base 361 to 1797 and encodes 478 amino acids. Gene Ontology annotation, biological process: photorespiration; biosynthetic process. The transcript is spliced from 14 exons.
UCCGCCACAUUUAUUCUCUCACAGAAGGGAGCAUAAAAAAUGAUUAUUGGAUAUUGUUGAAGAAGAGUUUUUGUCUGAAAAAUCGCGUUCGUCCAUUUAAGUGGCUCUGCUGCUUCCUUCGUUAAGAAGCCACAUGAUCGGAUCCAAAUCUAUUUCAAACACACAAUUGUAAUCUGCUUCACAAAUAUUUUUUUUAUUAAGUUUUUUUUUUUUUUUUUUAAAGUCGCACACUUUAGAGUUCAAUACAAUCCCUCUACUCGUGUUCUUGCGGAACGUGAGAGACUCUUCAGAGUCACAAGAUUUGAGUUCGAAGGUUGAAGUGAGGUUGCGAUUGCUUUUAAGCGUGAAGAAAAAGAUCAAAUGGCUUUAGAGUACGAGUCUCUGAAUGAAAACGUGAAGAAGUGUCAGUAUGCUGUAAGAGGUGAACUCUAUCUCCGUGCUUCUGAGCUUCAGAAAGAAGGCAAAAAGAUUAUUUUCACAAACGUUGGGAACCCUCAUGCUUUAGGACAGAAGCCACUCACUUUUCCUCGCCAGGUGGUUGCGCUCUGUCAAGCACCGUUUCUACUAGAUGACCCGAACGUUGGAAUGAUAUUCCCAGCUGAUGCUAUUGCAAGAGCUAAGCAUUAUCUUUCCUUGACCUCAGGCGGUUUAGGUGCUUACAGUGACUCAAGAGGCCUUCCAGGAGUUAGGAAAGAGGUUGCAGAGUUCAUUCAAAGACGUGAUGGCUAUCCAAGUGAUCCAGAGCUCAUAUUUCUCACUGAUGGAGCUAGCAAAGGUGUGAUGCAGAUCUUGAACUGUGUUAUACGCGGUGAGAGAGACGGGAUUCUAGUUCCGGUUCCACAGUAUCCACUCUACUCAGCUACCAUAUCACUCUUAGGCGGUUCUCUUGUCCCUUACUAUCUCGAUGAGUCUGAAAACUGGGGGCUUGAUGUUAAUAACCUUAGACAGUCCGUUGCUCAGGCUCGUUCUCAAGGCAUAUCAGUAAGGGCGAUGGUGAUCAUUAACCCUGGGAACCCAACUGGUCAGUGUCUAAGCGAAGCUAACUUAAGAGAGAUAUUACGGUUCUGUCACAGCGAGAAGUUGGUUCUUCUGGGAGAUGAGGUUUAUCAGCAGAACAUAUACCAGGAUGAGCGUCCCUUUAUCAGCUCCAAGAAGGUUUUGAUGGAUAUGGGUUCGCCGUUCAGCAAGGAAGUCCAGCUUGUAUCUUUCCACACUGUUUCUAAAGGUUAUUGGGGAGAAUGUGGACAGCGAGGUGGAUACUUUGAGAUGACCAACUUCCCUCCCAGGGUUGUUGAAGAGAUAUACAAGGUUGCAUCAAUCGCCCUGAGCCCGAAUGUUUCUGCUCAGAUCUUUAUGGGUUUGAUGGUUAGUCCUCCAAAGCCUGGAGACAUUUCAUAUGACCAGUUCGCCCGUGAGAGCAAGGGGAUUCUUGAAUCUUUGAGAAGAAGAGCAAAGAUCAUGACUGAUGGAUUCAACAGCUGCAAAAACGUCGUCUGCAAUUUCACAGAAGGUGCAAUGUAUUCGUUUCCUCAAAUAAAGUUACCACCUGGAGCUCUUCAAGCUGCUAAACAAGCAGGAAAAGUGCCAGAUGUUUUCUACUGUCUAAAGCUCUUAGAAGCCACAGGAAUCUCCACAGUGCCUGGCUCUGGAUUUGGACAGAAAGAAGGUGUGUUCCAUCUGAGGACAACAAUCUUGCCUGCGGAAGAAGAGAUGCCAGAGAUCAUGGACAGUUUCAAGAAGUUCAACGACGAGUUCAUGACUCAGUAUGAGAAUAGCUUUGGUUAUUCCAGAAUGUGAUUACUUCUUUCUUCUUGUUAUAUAAUGAGGGAACAACUAUUGUGUUUCUGCUACACUCUUUAAAAAGCUAAAAUCUCUGUAGUACACUCUCUUCUCUAUCUAAUAUAAACUCUCUUUCUGCCUCUACUAAAAAAAAAUUGCAAAUUGAUAUAAAAGAGUGAAAUAAAUUGAUAUAAAAUUGCAAA